Molecule: messenger RNA, 4393 nt
Organism: Prinia subflava (tawny-flanked prinia)
Lineage: Eukaryota; Metazoa; Chordata; Aves; Passeriformes; Cisticolidae
Gene: RRN3
Product: RRN3 homolog, RNA polymerase I transcription factor
Exons: 18
Coding region: 1276-3126 (616 amino acids)
Biological process (GO): transcription initiation at RNA polymerase I promoter
Cellular component (GO): nucleus
Molecular function (GO): RNA polymerase I core binding; RNA polymerase I general transcription initiation factor activity
Source: RefSeq, a predicted model, not a curated record
GGAGUUACAAAUGAUGUAAUGUGAUGACUCUUGCAAGAAGCAUUUUUAGUCAAGUGAGGUUGGAAAUCAUUUUCCUAAUGCUGAAGCAUUUGAGGGAUGGAACACGACCAAAAGAAACCCUGUUGAUGAACCAGUACUCCAAGGCUUUAUAAAACUUUAACAAUAACUGGAAAAAGAUUUAUAUUAAUGCUAAUGAUAUCUAAAACUGUGCUAAUGAUAAAAUUGUGUGGAGAAAUUCCUCAGGAGUUCUUCAGUUUUUGAACUAACUGAAGAGUUAAUCAAAAUAAAUCAAGAGUUUGAUGCCACCAUCAGCAAAUACUGGUAGGUCUUAAAGUUUCAAUGCACGAUUGUUCUAUGCCACACCUCAUUGAAUGCCAGAGAUGGAAUUAAGGAGAAUGUUUACUAAGAACACUGUGGCUGUACUUCCUUGUGAACUCUUGAAACGUCUUUCAGUGUUUUCUUGUAAGAUUACUGGAGUAGCUUCAUCUCUAUGCAUAUUCUAAUUUUUAAAUGUUUCCCAAAUGCUCUAUCGUUUAACAAAUUCAGAAGAACACUAAACUUGAAGGUCUGCAAUGUGAUUUCUCUUUUAUUAUCUGCAGUUUUUAGGAGGUGUAUGCAAUUUGUUUCCUCCUUUUAAUGGAACUGCAAUGUGACACCACUGCAGUGUUACAAUGGUCUGAUUAAAAAAAACCAAACAAACCAAAGAAGCUCCUCCCUCAAAACCUGUAGAUCAGUUUUCAUUUGCAAUUUUUUUUUCAUUUCAUGGUUCUGAACAGAGAAAGUUGCUUCUUCUGAUUCCCCAUAGUUUCAUUUAUAAAGUGAGUUAUGAAAUAUGAUGUUUAAUAAGUGGAAUGAUUACUAAUAGCUAUAAAUUAUGCCAAAACUCAUACAUGUAAUUCACAUACUUAGUUUGUGAAAACCAAAAUUUUCUACUCGAGUGUUGCAAUAAUAAUUACUAGAGUGAAUUGAGCAGGCCUUUGCAUUCUUUGUGUAUUACAAUGUAAUUAAUCUUAAAUCUAGUAUCAGUACUUAAUGAUUGUUGCAUAAGAUGGUAGCUAGAGUGGAACUUCACUCAAAAGUUGUGUAAUUCCAGUUAGUUUACUAGUAUGAAUUGUAUAUGUUUUAAAAGUGAAAUAUAGGAGCUGAUCUAUCAGUUAAGGAGGAUGUGAACCACAGAGAAGCCCUAAAGCACCAGAAGGUUACUGAGAUGAUGAAGCCAAACCAUGGGAGAGACAGUACUUGCUGUGGAGCAAUGAUGCCUGCUGCGCCGUGACCAUGCUGGGAGCGGACGAGUUCAUUAGCUCCCCGCCCAGGAAGACCGUGCGGUUCGGGGGGACCCUGAGCGAGAUCCUGCUCAAGUACGAAAAGGGUGACACCACAGAUUUUGAGUUGCUAAAACAUCAGCUGUCAGAUCCAGACAUAAAGGAUGCCCAGAUCAUUAACUGGCUGCAUGAAUUUCGAGCUUCUGUUGCAUAUUUGACCAAAGAGCUUGAACAACUGGUGAACAUUUUGCUGAAGCUGCCAUGGUUGAGAAGGAGCCGAGAGGUAGUGGAAGAAUAUCUGGGCUUUCUUGGCAACCUUGUGUCAGCACAAACUGUCCAUCUCAGACCGUGCCUCCGCAUGAUCGUGUCACAGUUUGUCCCCCCUCGAAUAACCAUCAGAGAAGAUGAUGUGGAUAUUUCAGAUUCUGAUGAUGAUGAUGAAAACAUCUCUGAAAACUUCAAUACAUGCCACAGAGCAUUGCAAACUGUUGCAAGAUAUGUUCCUUCGACACCACAGUUUCUCAUGCCAAUACUUGUGGAAUUUUUUCCUUUCAUUAAUAAAUCAGAAAGAACUCUGGAAUGUUAUGUCCACAACCUGCUGCGAGUUACUGUGUAUCUUCCAACUCUAAGGCUUCAGAUUCUGGAGCUUAUUAUUGAAAAGCUGCUGAAGUUGGAUGUUAGCACUCCACAGCAAGAUAUUGAAGAUGCUGAAGAAACUGCCAAUAACUCCUCUAGUGAGGAAAAAUCUACAGAGGAGGGACUUUUUGACAUGGAAGAAGAUGAAGACAGCAAAGGAAGCAAAGUUGUCUCUCCCAGUACUGAGAGAAUGGCUCAUCCACUUGCAGAGCGCCUGGACAUCCUCAUGACCAUCCUGUUUUCCUACAUUAAAGAUGUUUGCCAUGCGGAUGGCAAGCUCGACAUCAGCAACACGAAGGAUUUGUAUCGGGAUCUGGUUUCUGUUUUUGACAAGCUCAUUUUACCAACCCAUGCUUCAUGUCAUGUGCAGUAUUUCAUGUUUUACAUCUGUAGCUUUAAAUUGGGAUUGGCUGAAGCAUUUUUAGACCAUCUUUGGAAGAAACUGCAGGAUCCAAACAAUCCUUCAGUAAUCAGGCAGACUGCUGGGAGCUAUAUUGGCAGCUUCUUGGCAAGAGCUAAAUUUAUUCCCAUUGUUACAGUGAAAGCAUGUCUGGAUCUUCUGGUGAACUGGUUGCAUAAAUACAUUGAUAAUCAGGAUACAGGAACUAAUGCCUACUGUGAUGUAGCUCUCCAUGGGCCCUUCUAUUCUACGUGUCAGGCAGUGUUCUAUACACUUAUUUUCCGUCAUAAACAACUUUUGGAUGGAAAUUUAAGGAAAGGUCUGUCAUAUCUGCAGAGUUUGAAUUUUGAGCGCAUUGUCAUGUGUCAGCUAAACCCCCUGAAGAUUUGUAUCCCUUCUGUUGUCAACUUGUUUGCUGCCAUUACCAGGAAAUACCAGUUGGUGUUCUGCUACACGAUUAUUGAGAGGAACAACAGGCAGUUCAUCCCCGUUGUGCGGAGUGGCACUGGGGGGGACCUUGUGCAGACCUGCACCAACCCCCUCGACAGCUUCUUCCCCUUUGACCCCUACAUACUCAAAAGAUCAAAGAAGACCAUUGAUCCAGUGUAUCAGUUCUGGGAAGAACUGAGUGCUGAAGAACUUGAGAAUCUGAAGAAACCCAUUAAAAAGGGUACUUCUGAAGAUGAAGACGAUGACUUUUUGAAAGGAGAAACUCCUCAAAAUGAUGGUGUGGUUGAAAUUGCACCAAAUUCUUACGAGUCCAACACACGGAGCCCUGUGAGCAGCAUUGGCUCCCCUGCAGACUGUUACGUGCCGUACCCACUGUGACACGGACAACCAGGAGGGAAAAGGUUCAAAAUUGUGUGCAAUGUUUUGCUUUGGAAAGAGACUUGACUCAACUUUCCAAACUGGCAAUGUUGAAGUAACUACAUUUAAGAAAAAUUACUGUUUCUUAGUCACCAGAUUUCUACAGAUAUGUUAUAGUAAAGUCAUAUGUUGCUACAGAAGCUUAGAGAAUAAAUAGGGUGAUAUUUUACAAAUUUCACAUUGAAAUGGUUUUUAUGACUUAGAAGGAUUUUUUUUUAAAUAGUUUUUUCCGACUCUUCAGAACUUCAUUUACUAAUGUUUCUCUGCAAGGUUUUAUAUAUCAGAGGUGAGAUUCUGGUGUUCCUUCCUGCAGAUUUGUGUGGGGGCUAGAAUUCCACUGUCAGUGUUCUGACUCUGGUGACUCUUCUUGAGGUGGUUUCAAAUUAAUGGUGUAAUUUCUUGUCCUAGGGCACCAUUUAUUGGUACCCAAUGUGGGGCUCGAGAAAGUGGAAAAAACUGUACUGAUUGCAUUUAGUUUCACCUAGUCUGUAUUGGGAUAAAGCAGUCAGUGGCUAUGUUGUUUGAAUCUGCUUUCUAGAGAGGGACCCCUUUGGAAGUUUCCUCCCAAAUUUGCCCUAAACCAGGACAUCUCUCAAUAGGCAGGGCAUGAAUCCAGACUGGCAGUGGUUCUUCCACACACAUCUCUUCAGCUUUUCCUGUAGAACCAUACUUGGUGAAGCCACUUGCUAGUGGGAAGUGCACUCAGACAGAAAGCAUUAUCCCUCCUUAAAUCUGUAGCUGACACACACUUCUCCCAGCUAGGAAAGUUCAGACAUGUAAAAGUGGUGGUUGUUGGAAGUGUUGAAAAUGAGGGAGUAGCUGAAUGUAUUAUUUGUAGAUAGUUUUCUUUGGGGUGCUUGUGAAGCGCUCCGAGACAGGUAUUUAUUUGCCAUAUUUGAAGUUUAUAUGUGUAUGCUGAAAAUAGAAAAGAAAAUCUUCCUUGUGGAAAGGGAGUGAUGGUGUCAGUGGUGUCUUUGUGUUGUCAAUAUGUCUGUCAGUCAGUGUAAAGUUUCUCUACAGAGGUGUCUUUCCUUUUCAUGGUUGCUGGCUUUUAGAUUUGAAUAAGAAUACAAACAAUGGGAAAAAUAAGAAAUUUUAUUCGUGUAACAUUUAGUUGAAAAUUUUAUGCAUUUGAGACUAAACUCCAAUUGCCCUUCUUUAGAAUCUGAACUUGGAGGCUUUCAGGACAACAUUUAUAUUUGGAGCCAAUAAAGUUUGAUGCAAACAG